Molecule: messenger RNA, 2222 nt
Organism: Aspergillus heteromorphus CBS 117.55
Lineage: Eukaryota; Fungi; Ascomycota; Eurotiomycetes; Eurotiales; Aspergillaceae
Exons: 6
Coding region: 60-1964 (634 amino acids)
Cellular component (GO): lipid droplet
Source: RefSeq, a predicted model, not a curated record
CUCUUCCCUCGCUCAUUCCAUGGAGACUGUCACCUCCGAUUUGUACGCGCUCUCCGGCAAUGGCUCCUGGUUCUUUUAAACGGAAGCCCCUGGGGCUGGACGUGCCCCGCACCGCCGCAGUCACCGAGUCGCCGCCUGGCAUUGCGGCCCUCUUCGUCAUUCGCUUCGAUAUCAAGGCCGGAUAUGUGAUAUCCUGGAAACGUGCUAUCCCCGGGGUUGAGGUGGAAGGCGCCGUCGAAUACAAGUCGCUGCCAUCCGGUCUGCAUAAUGUUCCAGAAGAUCUGGUAUACUUCGUUCACGAGCAAUAUGCUGGCAUCAGUGCAUUUGUCAAUUGGCCCGCAGAGGAGGCGGAGCGCAAUGCAAAGAUGUUUGCCAUCGGCGUCCUCGUCCCAUUGAGCUCGGGAAGACUGGGGAAGAGCUGGAGACACGCCCCGAAGCUCAAGGAACUGGCAGGGAAUUACGCCCAGGAUAUGUCCGAUACCCACGCGUUGUCGGACUACUGGGAGGCCUACGAGAUCCGCGAAAGCGACGCUUCGAAUCUCGCACCCGACUCCCCCCUCGAAUCCCCACUCAGUCUCCGGCUCCGGGCCCAUGGCGAUCUGAGAGAUACCGUGCACCGCAGCCGUGCUUUUAGCGAUGCAAUCGUGUUGGAAACGCCCAGGCCGGCCCUGACGCCUUUCCACCCGGCCUCCUCGCUGCCCGGCUUCCUGGAAUCCUUUGGCCCUCUCAUCUUCCCGCUGUACAGAGCAGCAUUGCUGCGCAAAAGGGUCCUUUUCAUGGCCGAAGCGCCAGUUCAUAUUCCCUGUAGCUAUGUGUACGAUUUGUCCUUAUUGGCCUCGCUACCUAAUUCUCUGCUUCCUUUGCUUCCUCUGAACGGAAUACCCCCUCCGCGCCCCCGCCCCUUGUUCAACGUGGGCAUCCAUGACAUCCCUUACCUGUCUUCUUUCAUCGGUGCCUCCCCCGAUACCGACCAUGAUUCGGCCUGGAUCGCCUGCAGCACGGACAGCGUCCUGACCAUGAAGCCCGAGCUCUUCGACGUCCUCGUCACCCUGCCACCCCCUCAUUCCAAGAGCGCCGCAGAGAAGGUGUUCCCGACCAUCUCCAUCUUCCACACCCAGCCCGCAAAGGGUAAAAAGCCCUCUCAGCCCAUCGAACUCAAAGCGACUCAGCGGGACGCACGCCGCUACUCCACCCUCCGGAAGGGUCUACGGAACGUGACCCAGGACGAGGAAGCCGAAACCGCCUCGACCGACCCCGACGACGAUUCCGACGCCGCAUCCACCUACUCCUCCAGCCCCAUUGUCGAACCCCUCUCCUGGACCCGCUUAGCCUACACCUCCUUCAUCUGGUGGGCCUCCGCCGGCGAAAAGCGCGACGGGCUCUCCGAGGAAGAGGAGGAAGAGCACCAGAUCGAGCAGGACACUCGACUCCUCACCAGCGUUGAGACCCUCCCCAGCCCUCCGUCCGGGUCCGUCGGCCGUCGCAGCCUCCAGCCACAGGAGUUCCCCUCCCAACAACCCCCCGAAAUCGCCUUAGUCGCAUACUUCCGUCGCCUGACCGCCCAAAUCUUCAUCACCCUCUCCGACGUCGUCGCCCGACAUGACAGCCAGAACUCCCCUGACGACGACGACGACGCCGACGAUGACGACAGCCUCCCACCGCAGGGCCCCUACGACGACAACGACAACGACAACGAGCCCGAAGACGACACCAUCGCCAUCGGCCGCCAAUCCACGACCCAAGAAGAGGAAGACUCGCCCUUACUGCAGGAAUCACCCACCGGAAUCUCCUACGAAGACACCGAUCCCGUCAAGAUCACCUCCGAGGAUCUCACCGAGAUGGGCCUGGAUAUCUGGAGCGCUGCCGACCGCGUCUUCGUUGAGGAGUUGGUGCGGCUCUGGUGGGGGAGGAAGGCGCGUGUCGAUAGCGCGCGUAUCAGGUGUUGUGGGAUUUCGAUCAUCUAGAUAUGAUACAGAUACAGUUCUUCGUGCAUGUAGUAGCGUAAUCUGGCAAAAUGCUUCUUUUCUUUUCAUUCCUUUAUUGGCUUUUUUUUCCCUUCUACCACCAGACCAGCAUUAUCAUCCACCGUCAUAUCAGUACUUUCACCGCCAUUGUUAUUGUUAUUAUCACAUCCCCAUCCUAUCCUCAUCACUAUCAUUAUCAACAGCAACACCACCACCACCACCACCACCAUCUAUCUACCUACCUAAAUCACAAUCUGU